Molecule: messenger RNA, 3546 nt
Organism: Onychomys torridus (southern grasshopper mouse)
Lineage: Eukaryota; Metazoa; Chordata; Mammalia; Rodentia; Cricetidae
Gene: Fhip1b
Product: family with sequence similarity 160 member A2
Exons: 13
Coding region: 409-3378 (989 amino acids)
Biological process (GO): lysosome organization; early endosome to late endosome transport; endosome to lysosome transport
Cellular component (GO): FHF complex
Source: RefSeq, a predicted model, not a curated record
CCCGUCUCCUAUCUGGAAUCCAAAACCUGGGCUUCUGCUCCAGGGUCUCCAGGAGGGUCUGGAGGACCGCAAUUGCUCACACCCGAGCCUGUACGCGGACAAAGGCUGCCUCGAGUUAGAGUGGACUAGAGCAUUGGUGGCAGCUGGGGAUGGAUCCAGCAUCUCCUCCUGGAAAAUCGACCCUCAGCUCUUUCAACCUCUAUGCACAGAAAUCAUGAUUUGCAACUCUGGACUGGACAGUGAACUCUGGGCUUGUAAUUCCAGUUUGGUGUACUCUGUGGCUCUAUGGCCAGCUACUGGCUUCUACAGACCGGAUGAAGCAGAUUGGAGACAGAAGUGGAGAAAACCUCCAGCUGGUACAAUCUCAAAGUAUAGUCCUCUGGCUGCUGGCCCUGUCCAGCCUGCCUCAUGGAGAAGAUGAACUGGCUGAGCAGGCUGGCCUCCCGGGUUCCUGGGCACCGAGUACCUCAAGGGGCCAGUCUGCAGACCCCUGUCAUGGCUGACCCUGAGACAUGCCUCAUGGUCUUCAAGAAUCACUGGUCUCAGGUGGUUCGAAUCCUGGAACGGCAAGGCCCACGGGCAGCUGCUGGAGGGGCAGAUGAUCUCAGUGCUGUUCGAAACCACACCUACCAAAUGCUAACAUUGCUGGCAGAGGAUCGAGCUGUUCCUUCGGCCCCCUCAGGCCCUGGGCCCCUGUUAGAGUUUGCUCUGCAUGAAGAUCUGCUGAGCCGAGUGUUAACAUGGCAGCUGCAAUGGGAUGAGUUUGGGGAUGGGGUAGAGGAACGGCGGGCUGAGCAGCUGAAACUAUUUGAGAUGCUAGUGAGCGAAGCUCGCCAGCCUCUGUUGCGGCAUGGGCCAGUUCGUGAGGCUCUGCUUGCCCUGCUGGAUGCCUGUGGCCGCCCUGUGCCCAGUAGCCCAGCACUGGAUGAAGGCCUGGUGCUACUUCUCAGCCAACUGUGUGUGUGUGUUGCCCGGGAGCCUUCAUUGCUCGAGUUCUUCUUGCAGCCACCUCCUGAGCCUGGAGCUGCUCCACGUCUUCUCCUCUUUUCUCGCCUUGUUCCUUUUGUCCAUCGAGAAGGCGCCCUGGGCCAGCAGGCCCGUGAUGCUCUACUUCUGCUCAUGGCUCUCUCAGAUGGGAGCCCCACUGUGGGCCGCUACAUCGCUGAUCACUCUUACUUCUGCCCGGUGCUGGCCACAGGGCUGAGUGCCCUGUACUCCUCACUGCCCCGAAAGAUUGAGGUUCCAGGGGAUGAUUGGCACUGCUUGCGACGGGAAGACUGGACUGGAGUGCCAGCGCUUGCACUCUUCAUGAGUUCCCUAGAGUUCUGCAAUGCAGUCAUUCAGGUAGCUCACCCCCUGGUACAGAAGCAGCUGGUUGAUUAUAUCCAUAAUGGUUUCCUGGUGCCUGUCAUGGGCCCUGCCCUGCACAAGACCUCUGUGGAGGAGAUGAUUGCCAGUACCGCCUAUCUGGAACUUUUCUUGCGGAGCAUCUCAGAGCCUGCUUUGCUCCGUACCUUCCUGCGAUUCCUGUUGUUACACCGGCACGACACCCACACCAUCCUUGACACUCUCGUUGCCCGCAUUGGCAGCAACUCCCGGCUUUGCAUGGUUUCUCUGAGUCUCUUCAGGACCCUUCUGAACCUCAGCUGUGAAGAUGUUCUGCUUCAGCUGGUUCUCAGGUAUCUUGUCCCAUGUAACCAUGUGAUGCUGAGCCAGAAGCCAGCUGUGCGUGAUGUGGAUCUUUAUGGACGAGCAGCUGACAAGUUUCUCUCCCUAAUCCCUCGCUGCUGUCGGCACCAUGCCCCGAGCCCACCUCGUCCAGAGCAUGCCUCAUGGGCACGAGGUGGGCCUAGCAGAGAGGAAGGGAGAAGGGAGGACAUUACGGGCCCUGGAAGCCCAAGUGUUGAUUCUUCUUCAGUGGUAACAGUGCCUCGUCCCUCCACACCGUCCCGUUUGGCUCUGUUUCUUCGGCAACAGAGCCUAGGUGGCUCUGAGUCCCCAGGUCCAGCUCCUCGCUCACCAGGGCUUACUGCAUCCCCAACUUCCAGCCCUGGCCGACGGCCUAGCCCUGCAGAGGAGCCUGGUGAGCUAGAAGACAAUUAUCUGGAGUAUCUUCGUGAGGCACGCCGUGGUGUAGACCGCUGUGUCCGAGCCUGCCGAACCUGGUCUGCCCCUUAUGAUGGCGAGCGGCCCCCUCCUGAGUCUAACCCUCUUGCCUCUCGGACUAAGAAACGCAGCCUACUGCCUGAGGAGAUCAAGGACAAUGUUGGGGAAGGGGAGGAGGAAAAUCUAGGGAGUCGGGGGCUAGCUGUGGGUGUAGGGGAUACCCAUGGCCACCUACCCCUACCCCAGCUCAAUGGGGUACCGGGGCCAUGGCCAGAGGGAGCCAAGAAGGUUCGUUUGGUACCACGAUUGGUGCCACAGGAAGGAGUUAGGGAAUUAUUAGAGGGUACCUCUGAAGGCAUGGCAGGACUAGAGAGCUUUGGGCAAGAGCUCCGGGAGCUGGAGGUGGCAUUGAGCAAUGGUGGAGCUGGCUCAGAGCCUCCCCUAGAGCCUCCACUACCUCCUGAGGAGGAGGAGGCCUACGAGAGCUUCACCUGUCCUCCUGAGCCCCCUGGCCCCUUCCUCAGCAGCCCUCUGCGGACCCUCCACCAGCUACCAAGCCAGCCCUUCACUGGCCCCUUCAUGGCUGUGCUCUUUGCCAAACUCGAGAACAUGCUGCAGAACUCCGUCUAUGUGAACUUCCUGCUGACGGGGCUGGUGGCCCAGCUGGCCUGUCACCCCCAGCCCCUGCUCCGCUCUUUCCUGCUCAACACCAACAUGGUCUUCCAGCCCAGUGUCAAGUCCUUGCUGCAGGUGCUGGGCUCUGUGAAGAAUAAGAUUGAGAGCUUUGCAGCCUCCCAGGAGGACUUCCCUGCUCUGCUAUCCAAAGCCAAGAAGUACCUCAUUGCUCGUGGCAAGCUGGACUGGGCUGAGGGUCCUGCAGCAGGACCUGCUCCCCGCCGCUCUGAUUCUCUAGUGAGGAGCCGGAGGCCAUCCUUGGGGGAGUUACUCCUGCGGCAUGCACACAGUCCAACCAGGGCCCGGCAGGCGGCACAGGUUCUUCAACCUGGGCGAGAAGGAACAGGACUUGGACUAGGUGGGGGCUCUCCAGGGGCUUCAACUCCAGUUCUGCUCCCCCGGGGCGGAGCUUCUGAACGCCAAGGUGAGGCUCUGCGAGUCAAGAAUGCUGUCUACUGUGCAGUCAUUUUCCCUGAGUUUCUCAAGGAGUUGGCUGCCAUCUCCCAGGCCCAUGCUGUCACCUCGCCUUUCUUGUUGGAUACUUUAGAGGAGGUAUCUGACCCUCCCAUCUCAGGCUUUGGGCCCCUCAAUCCUUAAUUUUCUUCCAUGGACAAUCAGGGCCUUCUGUGGCCUGGGCUGAUUUCCAGGACACGGGCUCCUUUUUAUGUUUGGAGGCAGUGACAAAUGGACUUUUUAAUUUAUUUCAGAUGAAUGUUUUAUGAGAACUUGUUGCAAUAUGUAUAAAAGGGAAAUCUCUAUUCUGUG